Rhipicephalus sanguineus (brown dog tick) is the source of this 596-nucleotide messenger RNA. RefSeq lists its product as uncharacterized. NCBI's taxonomy places the organism in Eukaryota, Metazoa, Arthropoda, Arachnida, Ixodida, Ixodidae. Bases 3 to 467 code for a protein of 154 amino acids. The transcript is spliced from 2 exons. The record is from RefSeq and is a predicted model, not a curated record.
GUAUGGGCAGCGCCGGCUCCAGUUGCCGGACCACCGUGUCCAUGGAGAACAUGAACCAGCCGCAAGUCCUGCGCGUCGUGCCGAAAGGAACCACCGUACUCGUGGAAGAGGUCAAGCCACCGCCCAAGGCCCAGAAGUCUGGCAGCGCUGCCUCCGGUCGCUCCAAGUACGGGGCUGUCAGGAAGGGAUCGCCGACCAUCCAGGUUGUGCAAGAGUGCGAGAGUUCGACCGACUACUACCCGCCGCCUCCGCCACCGCCCCCGUCACGACCCGAGCCGAUCGCUGCAGAGCACUGUGUCGAGUGCCUCGCCGAGCUCAUCGAACGCCGCCGCGCUGGGCGUCGGGGCCGCGAAGAGGAGACUGAUUUGCGAGUCACGACUCGUGUCGUGGACGAGGAGAAUAUGCCCGGAGCCCGAGGAGGCGGUGGCUGCUGCCCCACCUGCGGCUCUCUGAUGUCUGGGCGCUGACGGGGUUAAGGGACGUUGGCAGCGGGCACACCAGUCAUCGCUGCUGAUCAGUGAAGUCUCCGGCAGACUUGUCCACAUCGACGUCCGCGGUGCUGGAUUGUGCGCGAGGCUGGUGAAGGCGCUGACAAG